Molecule: messenger RNA, 1472 nt
Organism: Chara braunii
Lineage: Eukaryota; Viridiplantae; Streptophyta; Charophyceae; Charales; Characeae
Source: the annotation of a GenBank genome assembly
GGAGAAGGAGAAAUACCGUAAGAGGAGGAGUUAGGAGUUGCAAAGGUGGAAGGAGAUGGAGCACACUCCGGGGCAAGAAGGAACUGGGAGAUCUCCGCCUCCCGGGCCGGUAGAAGAAAGAGAUUAUUGGGAGGAUGAAGAUAGUAGGAUCAGAAGUCUCUUGACGAUGUGUUUUGACGAUGGGGUCUACCCCACAGAGAUAGAUCCGGGGGAGAUGGUGGUUCAAGGAAGGGAGCUGCGCUUCAAACUCAACACCUCUUUAGACGAGAUUAAAGUCAAGUGGCUCAAGGAGCACACUGUGACGGUAAUCUACAAGGAAGCGGCUAGAUUCCUGGCUAAACACAUCAAAGAUGACUUGGUUCGCGCGUUUGAAGAUGGCUGGAUCAUCGGCAACUCCAACUUGCAGGAGAACACUCGGAGGGGGAGAUUGAAGAUAGAGGGACCAGGUGUAGCAUCCUACGUGGCAAAAGCAAGAGAGGUGGCGGAGUACAUGAAGACAGAGGGGCAAGUGGAAGUAACCCUUGGAGCGGACACAUAUAGAAUUCUAUUUAAACCCUGGAUGACCAGGACGGAGUUCAGAGAGUUAAGAAGGCAAGAGGAGGACAAGAUGUUCUGGGUAAUGGCCUUGCAAGUGCCUCUGUAUGAUAUGCCAUUCAUCUACGCACAGAUCGAAAGAGCAAUUGAAAAGAUAAUCCUGGCGCAUCCGACUGACGCAGACCCAUCGAGACCGGCGCUGGUCAACGCGAGGUUUGACUUGGAGCUGGAAGCGAGACCCAAUAUGAAGGACGUCUUAUGGGUUGAUACUGCGAAAGGAGAUGUGCUGGAGAUCAAGCUGGCAAGCGCUGAAUCACUGAAGUGUAGAAAGUGUAUGGUAGGGGGGACACAUGCUGAACAGCUCCCCGGAGGUCAAAAUAUCGGUGGCGGGUUGGGAUACCUGGGUAUACCGCAGCUGGUAGGGGGCCAGAAUGGCCAAACGACGAUGUGGCAAGGAGGCGCUGUAGCGGAUUGGAUGUUAGCCAACGGUGUACACCCGGCGGUCUGGCAAGGUAUGCUUGGGGGACUGGGUAUGAUCCUGGCGCAAGGGCAGGGAGGAGCAGGAGUGCAACAAGGUUGGGGAUGUCCCUCGGGGAUACCGAAUCCGCAAGGGGACCAACAGCAAUCGAUGGGUUCACGCCUGCCUCUGCGCCCUCAGCCGCUGUUCGGAGCAAGACCGGAGGAUGAGGCCGGACGAAGUAGGCAGGAGGAUCGAAGAGCGGAAUCCUCACAUGGAAGAUCGAAGUCUCGCACACCUGGUAAGCAACGGCGACUCAUCACAGCAUCUCAAUUAGAGCUUACGCCGGAGCCCUCGGGGGAAUCAAGACUGUCGAGAAGUGGCUCGGAGAAGUCGAUAGCUUAGGGGGGAGGUCUGGGGACUCCAGGCCAGAAAACAACGAGAGACCGAUGCCUUGCCACGGUGAAAGGUCAAAACACGG